Cucurbita maxima (winter squash) is the source of this 1891-nucleotide messenger RNA. Its product is annotated as lysM domain-containing GPI-anchored protein 1-like. NCBI's taxonomy places the organism in Eukaryota, Viridiplantae, Streptophyta, Magnoliopsida, Cucurbitales, Cucurbitaceae. The transcript has 5 exons. Bases 373 to 1653 code for a protein of 426 amino acids. The record is from RefSeq and is a predicted model, not a curated record.
UAUUUGUCUGCUUGCCUUCACCAAAGCGUUUUCUUUUCCUCUGUUCUCAAUCUUUUCUCUCCAAAACCCUUCGAAAAAAUCCCUAUAUUCUUCAAAUUUUAGUUGAAAUUUUGAACCCAAAAAGCCCUCUCAAGAAUCUCUUGCGGUUCUGAUGGCAGAACACAAAAGCCUUCAUUAUCCGAAGUGAAGAACCCCACUUGCCUCAAAUUCCAUGUUCAUCUCUGUCUAAUCGUUGAGUAAAGGAAAAAGCUACAAAAAACCCCAUCAUUUUGAUAUCUGAUUUGAAGAACAGUGCAAAAAAAAACCCAAAUUUUCCUCUGCUAUACUCUGUUUGUUCUUAGAGGAGAUCGACAAAGAACAAAGCUUGCAGAAAUGGCAGAUCAGGUGCCGGCUACUGCUUGCGGAGCUCUGAAUUUGUCUUUGUUUGUUGUUUUAGCCUUGAUUUUGGCCAAUGUAGCUCUUGUUUGCGCUAAAUCAACUAUAGAGCCAUGCUCGAACUCCGAUUCUUGCAAUGCCCUGCUCGGUUACACGCUCUACACGGACCUCAAGGUUUCUGAAGUCGCUUCGCUCUUUCAAGUCGACCCCAUUUUGAUACUCACCGCCAACGCCAUAGAUGUUUCAUACCCAGAUGUUGAAAAUCAUAUUCUCCCUUCGCAGUUGUUCGUCAAAAUCCCCAUUUCUUGUUCAUGCGUUGAUGGGAUUCGUAAAUCGGUUUCGACUCGGUACAAGACUCGCCCAUCUGACACUCUCUCGUCGAUUGCCGAUUCCAUCUACGCUGGUUUGGUCUCGUCCGACCAGAUUCGGGAGGCUAAUUCCAUUUCGGACCCCUCUGUUCUUGAUGUUGGACAGACCCUUGUCGUGCCGCUUCCUUGUACUUGCUUUAAUGGGACAGACAAUUCGUUGCCUGCUAUUUACUUGUCUUACGUUGUUCAAUCCGAUGAUACUUUAGCUGGGAUUGCGUUCAGAUAUUCAACCACUAUCACUGACUUGAUGGAUGUUAAUGCCAUGGGUAAUCCAGCGAUCAAAGCUGGGGAUAUUUUGGCUGUCCCCUUGCCAGCGUGUGCCUCCAAGUUUCCUGGAUAUGCCUCCGACUUCGGCUUGAUCGUGCCGAAUGGAAGCUACGCCAUUACGGCUAGUCAUUGUGUUCAAUGUAGCUGUGGACCGGGGAACCUCAAUAUGUACUGCAUGCCUGCGCCCUUCGCCGUUUCUUGUUCGAGUAUGCAAUGUCGAAACAGCAAUCUAAUGCUUGGGAACUUCACUGCACAACAGAGUAGUGCAGGUUGCAAUGUUACAUCUUGUAGCUAUGGCGGGUUUGUUAAUGGCUCGAUAUUGACGACGCUGUCUUCGAGUUUACAGCCUCGAUGCCCAGGGCCACAGCAAUUUCCCCCAGUUAAAGCCCCACCUACCACAGUAACCAGAGAUUCAAAUUUUCCUCCUGCUCCAGCUCCUCAAUUUGAUGGCUCACCUGCACCGGGGUCGGGAUCGGGAUCGGGAUCGAUCCCUUCAACAACUAGUUCUCUCCCUGGACUCCCACCAGCCAGUGGCCCCGUUGGCAGUUCUUCUGGAUUGAACCCGGCUCCGUCCUCUGCCUCCUCGUUGAUGAAUCCAUUUGCUAGUAUUUCUGCUGCCGUUCUGUUAUUUAUCAUCGUCUAACUUCUUAGCGUCAUUUUCAUUAUAAUUUUUUUCAUGGCGGGGCGACUUCACGGUCGGCUUUGUAUUGUCUGUGGUUUAUAUGUUUCGAGAUUUUUCUCGUGUAUGCUGGCUGUAUUUAACCGUUAUUGUUCUUCGUCGUAUGAGUUCACCUGUAGGUUUUUUGAGACCUUUUCUUGUAAUUUGUUCUCUUUUCUAUCUUAGAAGACUGCAAUAUUAGGUGAUAUUGAUUCAUUUGCUA